This is a messenger RNA of Oncorhynchus nerka (sockeye salmon), 571 nucleotides long. RefSeq names its product caveolin-2-like. Gene Ontology annotation, molecular function: molecular adaptor activity. NCBI's taxonomy places the organism in Eukaryota, Metazoa, Chordata, Actinopteri, Salmoniformes, Salmonidae. The record is from RefSeq and is a predicted model, not a curated record. The transcript is spliced from 3 exons. The coding region runs from base 1 to 555 and encodes 184 amino acids. Gene Ontology annotation, biological process: regulation of cytosolic calcium ion concentration; caveola assembly; cell differentiation. Gene Ontology annotation, cellular component: sarcolemma; caveola; focal adhesion.
AUGACCACGGGGCGUACACCAGCUGAGACCAGGCUAGACCUGGAGGACAUAGAGGAGCAGGGGAUCCCUCCAGGCAGACACACUGUAGAGGGACUACUGGAGGAAGUAGUGGAGGUAGAGGCAGAGGAACCAGCUCAGGAGGAGGACUCCACCCACAGUGACAUUAGGUUUCUGGUCAAGAACAGGGACCCAAGGGGAGUCAACAAGUAUCUAAAGGUGACCUUUGAGGACGUGAUAGCAGAGCCCCCCUCGGUGCGGAGCUUCGAUAAGGUGUGGCUGUGGAGCCACGCCCUAUUUGAGGUGUCCCGUCUCUGGUUCUACCGGCUGAUCUCCCUCCUCCUGGCCGUGCCCGUCUCUCUGGUAGCAGGGAUCCUCUUCGCUGUCUUCAGCUGCCUACAUAUCUGGCUGAUCAUGCCCUUUAUUCAGCUCUUCCUGAUCAACAUGCACUGGGUUCAGACUGUGUGGGGCAGUGUAUUGGACAUCGCCAUCGCUCCCUUCUUUAAGAGUAUGGGGAAGUGCUGCAGUAGCAUCAAUGUCCGACUGGCCAGGGACUGAUGUUGGGCUCUGCCAC